Dibothriocephalus latus is the source of this 186-nucleotide messenger RNA. Lineage: Eukaryota; Metazoa; Platyhelminthes; Cestoda; Diphyllobothriidea; Diphyllobothriidae. The record is from the annotation of a GenBank genome assembly.
AUGCGGGACUGUCUGACUGGCAAGGAGUUCGUUGUGCGUGCCAAGUGCGUGGUCAACGCCACCGGUCCCUUUACUGAUAAUGUACGCAAAAUGGAGGACCCUCAGCAGAAAACCAUCUGCCAACCCAGCAUCGGUACCCACAUCGUGCUGCCCAAAUACUACAGGUUAGUGUGUAGAUCUGUUUAG